Messenger RNA from Magallana angulata, 630 nucleotides. Its product is annotated as scavenger receptor class F member 2-like. The record is from RefSeq and is a predicted model, not a curated record. The coding region runs from base 1 to 630 and encodes 209 amino acids. The transcript is spliced from 5 exons. Gene Ontology annotation, molecular function: scavenger receptor activity. NCBI's taxonomy places the organism in Eukaryota, Metazoa, Mollusca, Bivalvia, Ostreida, Ostreidae.
AUGUUUAUACAACUCAUACUGGAAAUAUAUAUAUGCACUUCCAUGCCGAGUUACACCACGGCUACCAAAUGCGAAGGGGUUUACAAAGGCUGUUGUACAGGUUCUUCGUGGAACACAGAGACACAACGGUGUGAACGUUGUAUGCCAGGCUACAAUGGAAUAAAUUGUACAUCGUUGUGUCCUUAUCCCCUUUAUGGUGAAGACUGUCAAAGAUUAUGCAACUGUACCAAAGACAUGUGUAAUGUUUCUACUGGAUGUAUUGGUCCAACUACAGCUUCAGAAGGAUGCAGCCCUGGAUACUUUGGAAAAAACUGCCGCGCCAAAUGCGUGUAUCCAUAUUUCGGGAAAGAUUGCCGGGAACGAUGUGAUUGUGACGAAAACUUGUGUGAUGUUUCUACGGGAUGUUUUGCGGACACAACAGUGCCAUCGGAUUGUAAUCCUGGGUACUUUGGAAAGAACUGUAGGGGAAAAUGUUCAUAUCCUUACUAUGGCGAAGAAUGUCAAGGUCAAUGUAACUGUGACAAAGAGAGAUGUGAUGUUUCUAUAGGAUGUACCAAUGUCAGAAAAGGUAUAGCAUCUUAUAUCAAUUCAAUAUUUCAGAGAAUUAUCGGACAAUUAUUUUUUUUUUGA